AUGCCUGCCCCGACUCCUUUGUUCCCAGGUAAUGCCCAGAACACCCUGGCCCAGCCCACCGUGUGGCUGACCAUCGUGCUCACCACAGUCGUCUGCAUCAUGCCUGUGGUCGCCUUUCGGUUCCUCAGGCUGAACCUGAAGCCGGAUCUCUCAGACACGGUCCGCUAUACCCAGCUGGUGAGGAAGAAGCAGAAGGCACAGCACCGCUGCAUGAAGCGGGUGGGUCGCACGGGUUCCCGGCGCUCUGGCUACGCCUUCUCCCACCAGGAGGGUUUCGGGGAGCUCAUCAUGUCUGGCAAAAACAUGCGGCUCAGCUCCCUGGCGCUCUCCGGCUUCACCACGCGCUCCAGCUCCAGCUGGAUUGAGAGCCUGCGCAGGAAGAAGAGUGACAGCGCCAGCAGCCCCAGCGGAGGGGCCGACAAGCCCCUCAAGGGGUGACGGCUGGGACGGGGACGCCCCUUGCCGGUGAUCAGCGCACGCAGGGCUGGCUGGCCACCGAGAGGACAGCAUCUCGGAACUGCGGGUCCUCAUUCCUUGCCCAGGUCCUCAUCCCAUCUCCCCUGGUAGAUUCUGUCCUGCUGGUCCCACUAGGAGUGGCUGGGGCAUCCCCAGCCCAGGGCCCUCCUAGCAGCUGGGAGGGUGGAGGGGGCCGGCCCCAAGGCCAGAGCGGGGGCUGACCAGCCCCAGUGGGGGAUCAGAUGUGGAACCAAAAACAGAAGAAAAAACUGUGAGAGAUUGUGUCUGCCCCUGCCCUGCCUGGGAGCCCACAGGGAGACUGUAAUCUCUGUAUUUUUUUACUCCCACUCCCCAGAGGGGCCCCAGAGCCCCUGUUCCUGAAUUACACAAGAAUGUAUCAUGCCGGGAAGCCAGAGACCUGCUGGGGCCCUGGGCCCCUCACAGUGUGUGUGUCUCUCCUUGAUGUGUGUUUGUGUCCAGUUUGGUUUUGUCUUUUUUAUUUGGCAAGUGGAGGAGGCCUUUAUAUGACUUUUAUGUUGUGAUUGGUGUCUUAACUCUCCUGGGGAAGAGGAGGCCGGCUAGAUGUGGAGCGGUUUGGGAGGGGCUGGUGCCCACGAGGGACAGAGAGGCUGACGAGGGAGGGAGGUGCCUGUCAGCCACAGGGUGCGGGGAGAGUACACAGGGGUCCGCUCCUGUGUCCUUCCUCACCUUGAGAGUGAAGUGCUACUCCUCCCCAACACACACAACUCCUGGAUUCCGUAAGUCCUGCUGGUAUUGGGCUGGAGCCUAGGAAAGUGGCCCCGUCCUUCUCAGUGACCUAAAGCUGGGUGUGAAAUGUAGUCCUGAGAACACUUUCUUUAAUUUUAAAUUUAGACCCAAGUUCACUGGCAGAGUCUGUUCUGACUUUCCUUCUCCCUCCUCGUUGGUGUUUUCCUGCGCCUGAGGUGGCCCGAAAGGGGAAGCUGAGCACCAUGAGAUGAGGCUAAAGGGAAGCCGACCUCUACUUCUCCCUCUGGUAAAAGAGGUCCCACCCCCUCCAGGCCCAGCACGUGGCAGGAGUUGGUGGGGUCCCUGUACUGAGUGGUGGGGAAAAUCAGAGGAGGCGGCUGCCCCGUGCCUGGCUUGGUCUGGACAGCAAAGCUUCGGCUUGCCUGUCCUCCCUCUCCGUCAUCUACACCUAGGAAGCUCUUCCCCAAAUUACGUGUCUCCCAAGUUAGUUGCUACCAAAUCAGUCUUGGGAAGAAUUUUUUCCUUGUCUUUGGUAGUGGAGAGGGUUACUCAGGAAUGGUGUGGAGCUGGGAGUGGGCCAUGUGGGAGUCCCAAGGGAACUGGAGGUGGGCUGCGUUGAGGCAGGGUGGGGUGGGCAGGGGAUGAGGGUGGGGAAAGCUUGACAGGGAAAUUCUUUAGGCCACACGGUUUACAAACCCAACAUCAUGUCUGUUUGUGUGUCUCUCAAGGUGAGAGUGAUUUUUAUACCAAAGAGGAAAUGAUUUUUUUUUCAUAUUUGGUUUGUCUAUAUUAUAUAAAUAUAAAUAUAUAUAUAUAUAUAUAUAUACAGUUAUAUAUAUAUUAUUUUUUUGGU
Messenger RNA from Physeter macrocephalus (sperm whale), 2038 nucleotides. RefSeq names its product ATPase phospholipid transporting 8B2 (gene ATP8B2). The coding region runs from base 1 to 438 and encodes 145 amino acids. The record is from RefSeq and is a predicted model, not a curated record. NCBI's taxonomy places the organism in Eukaryota, Metazoa, Chordata, Mammalia, Artiodactyla, Physeteridae. The transcript has 3 exons.